AUGCGCCUAUGCCGCCGAACCGCGACAAAGUUCCUUGCUCCCUCUUUCUCUUUCUCUCUGUCUCUCUCCCAUGUAUGCUCUGUGGAUGGAGUACUUUGUAGUGUAAGUGGGAAAGUUCCCUCGCUGUGCUGGCAACCUGGGCCUGCCUUGCAAGCGCAACGGGUCUCGGCCGGGCCCUGGACCUGCAAUCCCAAAUGUCCAUGGCAUUUCUACACUACGGAGUACUACGUAGAGACUAGACUCUCUCUCAUAUUCCAUGGAUGA
Molecule: messenger RNA, 264 nt
Organism: Colletotrichum abscissum
Lineage: Eukaryota; Fungi; Ascomycota; Sordariomycetes; Glomerellales; Glomerellaceae
Exons: 1
Coding region: 1-264 (87 amino acids)
Source: RefSeq, a predicted model, not a curated record